AUGGCUCAUUUUCCACAUCUCAAUUAUAAUGAACUUAUCCCAGGUAGCGGAGGAAUUUUGACCUAUGUGUAUAGGUGGAAAAUUACAAAUUGGAGCGAAAUACGACCUUAUAUGGAACAUACCAGUACACCUUUUAGUGCCGACGGUUUACAGUGGGUUUUUAAGUUCUAUAAGGGACGACAGAAAAACCCACAGGCUUUGUCAUUAUAUUUAGGAAUUUUAGAGACAACACCGGGAUGUCUUCGUGGAAUUAGGAAAAAAGUCAGUAUCAUCUUUGUAUUGGAGAACUUGAGAACGAAAGGAAUGGAUUUCGGAAAAAGACAUUCCACAUGGGGUGAGGAAAAUCUUACGUCGCUAGAUGAAAUGGACAGCAAUGAUACGGUAUCCUUAUGUGUAAAAUUUGAGAUUCAGGAAUCUAUUGUAGAUUCACCACCAAAAAUUAGCAAUACAUUUGAUAAACUAGUAAACUCUCCACGUUUUUCAGAUGUCACAUUUCGCGUAAUUGAUGAUAAUUUUCGCGAGAAAGUAUUCUACGCGCAUAAAGGAAUUUUAGCAACUAGUUCUCCGGUAUUUGAAGCAAUGUUAACAAACGGAAUGAAGGAAUCUUUUGAAGAUGAAAUUAAAUUAUGUCAAGCAAACCAUUCGGCGUUUCUUUCUUUGUUAACUUUUAUAUAUACUUCUCAUGUAAAUAUUGUGUCUUUACGUAACGCGGAAAAUUUAUUGGAAUUAGCUGAUAGGUUUGAGAUUAUCUAUGUGCGAGAGGAAUGUUUGCGUUAUUUCCGUUUAGAACUGAACGUUGAUAAUGUAUGGGGAAUUUGGGCCAUUGCAGAAAAAUAUUGUUGUGCUAAAACAUCAUCAACAUGUCGUGAUUUUGUCGCAUUGUAUUUCGAUAAUCUUUUGGAUAACUCAUCUACGUUACAUGCUGAUCCAAAUAUUUUGCAACUUGCACUUGAAAAUGAUGAAGCAAAUGUGAAUUCUGAAGAGAAAAUUUAUGAACUAGUUGUACGUUGGGCGAAUCAUUCAUCCUCUUUAGAUCCAAAUGUACCGCCGUCGGAGAAUUCUUCAACCAUUCAGUCAGUUGACAUUAACGGUGAGAAUCUUUAUGAAACAGAAAAUGACGAUUCAAAUAAAUUUCCCAAGCCAUGGUGUGGCGAUAGACUUGCAGCACUUCCUUCUUUAUUGAAAUGCGUUCGAUUUCCUGUGAUGAAAAAACAAUAUAUUUAUGAAGAAGUCGAAGGAAAUCCUAUUGUAAUGGCAGCAGAUGGGAUGAAAGAUCUGGUAAUUGAAGCAUAUCGACAUCUGUUAUUGCCUGAUGUUACAAAUUCUACUAACAGAGUUAAACACCGAAAACUAAUGGCGAUUCCUGUCGAAGAAUGGUAUUAUGAAGUUCCAAUAGUUACAAGAACGUACGUGACUGCUGCUGUAUUAACGAGUUUAGCCGUGCAAGUAGGUUUUGUAAAUCAAUUUCAACUUUAUUUCAAUUUUGAUAAAACAUUCUAUGAUCGCCAGCUUUUAUCACCAUUAUCCAAUGUCCCAUUUCUUGGGUAUUCACUUGCAUUUACAUUAGUAUAUAUAUGGUCGCGAAGAAAUCCAUUUAUAAGGUUAAAUUUUGUUGGACUAUUUGUAUUCAGUGCACCAUUUUUACCAUGGGUAUUGCUUGGAUUUUCCUUGUUAUUAAAUAAUCAUUUUCCAAUGAGUGAUAUGAUGGGCAUUGCUGUUGGUCAUAUUUAUUAUUUCUUUGAAGAUGUUUGGCCAUUGGAAAGAAAUAGUGGCGGUAGACUACUUUCCCCUUUUCCAAGUGUACGAUUGUUUGAUAGAAUUCAAGAGAAUCCAGCUGUACAACAGGAGGAAAACAAUCUUGUAUUUGCUGAUAAUGAAUUUAAUCGUGGUGAUCCUAAUACUAUAGAAAAUCAACCUGGGAUAAUGGAAGGUGAAAUAGCUCCUGAUCAAUAA
Messenger RNA from Funneliformis caledonium, 1953 nucleotides. The record is from the annotation of a GenBank genome assembly. Lineage: Eukaryota; Fungi; Glomeromycota; Glomeromycetes; Glomerales; Glomeraceae.